Porites lobata is the source of this 7015-nucleotide messenger RNA. The record is from the annotation of a GenBank genome assembly. NCBI's taxonomy places the organism in Eukaryota, Metazoa, Cnidaria, Anthozoa, Scleractinia, Poritidae.
CAAAAACAAAAUGGAGAUUGUUCUCGACGAAGGGGUCCAAUUUAUUUUGACAUUACAGAAGUCUUGGGAUGGAUGGGAAAAAGAGAUGCUUUUCCUUUCAAAAGUUGGAGACCCUAGGAAUUCCUUCCUGAUCUAUUUUCCUCUUGCGUACCAUUUCAAUCACAAUUUAGGGGUUAGCGUUUUGUGGACAACAAUCAUCUCGGAGUGGCUGAAUCUUAUUUUGAAAUGGUAAGAUUAUGGACACAUUGGUUUUUUGCUCUGUUUAAUCUACAGGUUGUUAAAAAUUCCCAGUAAAUUCAUUAAAAUCUUCCGGCUAAACAUGACUGAAACAUUUUAGGUUUAACUACAUCAAUAAGCCAGUAGGCCUUUUGCAUUAGUUGAUCACGUGAUCAACUUUCGUUAAACACGAAAACAGUUCGCUUUUGAAAAAUCUUGUUAGCAUGAGCUGAAAGAGCAUAUGAAAUUUAGGUUACCUGCAAAUUUUCAGUUCGUGCUAACAAAAUUUGUCGAAAGCGAACUGUUUUCGUGUUUAUGGAAAGUUGAUCACAUGAUCAACUAACGCAAAAGGCCUAUUAUGAGUAACCUAGCUUUUUAGUGAAAGCUAGGCUUGUGGUUGCUUUGUUUUGAGAGAAACUUCAUGAAAUAUCUGUCAAAACAAGGUCACCUCCAGCUGUGGUUCCACCCAGGGCAAGAAUGCUCAGUACACAACUGUAAAAUAGCCUGUUACCUGAAUAGUUCAUGUGCCUUGUAUUAUAGGUUACUAAGAGGAGAUAGGCCAUAUUGGUGGGUGCAUGAGUCUGCUAAGUGGCAAAAUGUGACCAUUCAACAGUAUGAACUGACUUGUGAGACUGGACCAGGUACAGAAUUAACUAACAAGAACUGAAACUAACUUGCAUGCGAGUAUUUUUGGUUGAUUAGCCGUUGAUUAAGUUGCCUUUGUGCCUUAACAAAAAUGAAUUCAAAAGUACCCUGUGCUAGUUGUAAGAAUUCCAGUUGUAAUAUCUAGUCCUAGUUUUGUUUCCCUCUGGGCAUAUAAUAUCAAUAUGAUAAUAAUAUUACCAUUAAUUUCCUUUUUUUUUCAGGAUCUCCAUCAGGCCAUUCAAUGAUCACAUCUGCUGUUCUCUGUUUGUUAUUUUCCUGGCUAUUAAAUUCGCUAAGAGAAAACUUUUUAUGCAACAUGAGUAUUUUAGGCAGAUUGAUUGUUACGCUGUCAUUGUGGGCUGUCUUAAUGAUAAUUCUUGUAUUUGUCUCGGUGUCUAGAGUCUUCAUAGCUACUCACUUUCCUCAUCAAGUCAUAAUGGGAACAGUAAUUGGACUUAUUUUGGCAUUAGUAGUGCAGAAUUAUAGGACAGUUCUUAUAAACAUGUCUGUUUCAGUGAGAUAUUGUGCCCUUUGUUCGUUGCUACUAGUUACAACAACCUUGGCAUCUUAUCUCUUUCUCUCAUUUCUUGUCUACGACCCAUCCAUUUCAGUCACUAAAGCUCAGAAAUGGUGCAUAAAGCCAUCUUACAUCCACCUGGAUACAACUCCAUUUUAUGCCAUGGUUCGUGAUUCAGGAGCGACUUUAGGAUUAGGAAUUUCUGUAGGAAUUGUAUCGUCAGCUGUAAGGGGAGGGAAUUGGAGAAGGUUACAUGUAGGUGUUGGUCAAUUAUCACUUCUUUCAGCAAGCCUCAAAGUCGUGCUAUCAAUUUUGCUGUUACAGCUAUUAGAGGCCAUAUCUUUGCCAAAAUCAAGUCCUUCACUAUUUUAUGUGGCUGGCUAUGUUCGAUGUGCAUUCAUUCCCAUCAUUGUCAUUCUUAUUGUCCCAAUAAUUGCAGUGUGGCAGUAAAGUAAUGUAAUGAUAAUUUAUAUUUUUGAAAUAAUGGAAUGUCAGAUAAUAAAAUUUUAUGAAUUUGAAGAAUUGAGCGUUAUUAUUCUUUUUGUGGUUUUCAUUUCUUUCAGUAUUCACUCUUGUCCCAUAACCUAUUCCUUCUUUGCACAUUGGAUUCUUCCUAAGAGUCAAGCCAGCUACCUUCUUGGCCUGGGGGCUGGGAGAGGGGACUCCCACAUGAAUAGAAUAAGGAAUGAGAAAAUUAGAUUAGACACCGAUUUGGGUGGGGUUGAGGCUUCAUUUUAGCACUAACAGAGACAUAAAAAAAAACUCCAUAAUAGCAAGAUGUUGACAUUGAAUGCUGUCUUUGACAUGUCAAGGAAUAAGUGCGCUUGGUUUGUUUGACGUAGAUAUUAUACUCAAAACCUUAAGGGUACAGGAGCUGAUUACCCAUACCCCUCCUGAGGGUAAAAAUAUUGCCUUUCUGUCCCAUCUAAGCGAGACUAAAAAUUAAUGUGCAAUUUGCACUCUCUUCCCCUAAGCAGGACGACAAACACACUGCCAUCUCCUCCAGGCUUCUGGACCAAAAUAUUAUAUGAUAGCCUAAAACUAGUAUUUAACGAUCGCCCACCCAAAAAGGUCCGCAUUAUUGCGUGACAUUGUGUGCGUGACAUCGUGCUUGCGCGGGAGGCUUGGAUCGGAAUGCCGUAAUUUCGAUCCAGUGCCUCGAGACGCCUUGAAUGGUGUGUCGGUGCUCGUGAAAUACAUGCAAGCGAUGGAUGUAAGUAGCCCAAAAGCUUUCUUCAUAUCCAUAGAAACCCUGCUCGAGAAUUCACUGCUGUUUGUUUAUACUGACACAGGGCCACACGGGUGAUAAUGAGCGUAAAAAACUGUGGGAUGAAUUAAGUAGAGGCAUAGAACAUUCACGUUUGAUGGUUGUACAUUUGACGAAAGGCAACGAAGGUGAGCUUGGACACGUUUUAAAGCUUUCGUUCCUUGACUAUUAGUAAUUAACUCUGAUGAGUUUGGCAAAGAGAACUAAGAUCCAUCUAUUAUUCAGACCGUAGUCUCUUUUCCAUUCAUUCUCGAGGGUAGCGCUUUGUUUUUCAUAUGUGCGUGUCUUUGCGGUUUCAGAGAAUGAAGUUCUAUUUAUAGAACUUAUCUCUCAUUAGAAGGCAAAAGCUUUGCAUGGAAUUGAACAGGCCAGCUUGCGAUGAUCUGAUCUGAUUGUGAGCGAUAUAUAGUGUGCGUAAAUUAAGGUUUCGAUUUGAUAAUGACAAUGAGUCUUUGUUGUUUAGAGUCUGAAAAUCACUACACUUUUAAUCCACUUAGAUAAUAAUAUUUUGCAAUCCAAACAAUUAGCAUUUUUUACUAAAAUUUAUUGCGGAAGCUUUUAAAUCAUGCAUUUAUGAACAGAAAUGAAAAACCAUUUGUAAGUUAGAAAUAGCUAAUAUAUCAUUGCCUCGACUCAUUACAAACCUCAAUCAAAAUCAUUAAAGACUCAUUAAAUCAUUUUUUGUGGUGAAAAUUGUUGGAGUCUUAAUGUUUAAGUGUUUGCUGCCAUUAUGAAUUUUGUGGCAAGUGCAUAGCUUGAGUUUCAGCCAUCUCUGUGAGUCACAAACUCCCUUGGGAGUUUGGGACUCUUUGAGAGUAGAAAGUUGGUGCCAAAGGCCUUUGCCGCAUUCUCGUAAACAAAGGCACCAUCUCAAGACUUGAGUUGACAGAUUAUGGUGGUUUGUAGUUUAGUACCCAGGUGUUGACCUUGUUUCAUUGUGUUUGCUCGCCGGAGCAGAAUGUGUGAUCAACUAACAGUAAACCAUAAAAUGGCAAAAAGCAAUAACUUGUUGUGUUUCAUUGUCAGGCUUCGGUUUUAACAUUCGUGGUGGAGUGGAUCACCCUCAUGUUGGCUCAGACCCAGGUAUUUUCAUAACCACAGUCAAGGCUGACAGUGUAGCAGGCCGAGAUGGGAGACUGGAUCCUGGCGACAGGAUAUUGGCAGUAAGCAACCAUUUAUUUUAUAAUUUUAAAUCAGUUGUAGUUAUAGUUACCAUAAAUGAUCUAAUGGAUGCCCACCUUCAAAUAAAUGCCUCUUGUAUGUUUCAUCCCUCCUCUACAAUGUUAAGUUUAUAUUGGAUACCCCGAGCUCCGAUAAACAUCUCCUCAGGGUGCAAAGAAAGUCAGUUUUACAGCUUGCCAUUUGGGCAAGCUGUAGUUAGCAUGUACUAGCCUAUUAAAGAGGCAUUUUAACUGGCCCAAAAAAUUUUUUUGACGAGCAGGAUUGAUUACAAUAAUUUAAUAUUCCCCCAUAAAACUUUACUUGCCCAUUAGGCAAGUUAAGAACAAAAUCUACUAACCCAAUAGCAAAAUCCACUAGCCCUGGACUAUCAGACACUACUUUCUUUGCAUCCUGCCCCGUCUAAUAGACACCCCCUAUGACAAUUACUCCAAAAUACUAGGAGUUAGCAAAAAGGAGCAAAAUCAUUCAAUUUAUUCAGUUUUUUGACUGAUUAACAAGGGGUCACAUAUUAUAUCUUGUUCAACGUCAAGUUAAAAGUAAGGAUAGGCCAAUGAUGACAACAGAUUGACACUGAAUGAUGAUUCUGACAUUUUGAGAUUUGAAAGGGUGAUAUGGAUCUCUAGACAGCCUAGAGAUAGAUAGAUAGGUUGGAUAUUCCUCUAUUUGUAAGCUCUCUUGAUAUUUUGGCCGAAAGCAUAUAAGUUUUGUUGAGCUGCUAACAGUUAUGAGAAUAAAUGUCUCGCUCUAUUAAAUGCCUCCUAUCUAUUAAACGCCCCCUUUUGAACCCCUGAAAUUGAAAAAAAUGCCCCAGUGUCUAUUAGAUCAGCUAUUAUUCAGCCAUCUUGACCCAACAAGAGGGCAAUUCAACAAUGCUAAACAGAUUGACCAUCCACCACAAACAGUGAAUGUAAGUGGACAAAGCAGGCUGGGCUAAUGUGGCCUUUUAUAAAAAAAAUUUUUUGCUCUUUCACAGCUAAACGAUGUUAGACUAGAUUAUGUGACGCAUGAUGUGGCUGUCAAUGAAUUUCGCAAAGCAGAUGAAACUGUCUCCUUACUGGUGGAAAAGAAUGCUGAGGCUGUACUACUGGUCAGUAAACAAAUCAUGUAGUAGUUUCAAUGUUUUUUUGGCUUUUUUGUUUUGUUUGUGUUUGUGUUUGUUUUUUUCACUUCUAUAUGGAUAUAAUAUUUCUAAAAGAAUGUGUGCAUCAAACUUCAGUUUAACCCUUUAAGUCCCAAUAUCCACAUACAAAUUCUCCAAACUGGACUUCAUACAUUUCCUUAGAGAAUGAGUUAAGAGAAUUUGGUAAAAGAUCAAGGUAUUUUCUCUUUGGUGAUCAUUUUAUUAAUUUUCAUAACCUAAUCUCUUAACAAUGUAUGGAUAGUGUUAGGAGAAUAUUGAUGUUGGACACCAUUGGGACUUAAAGGGUUAAAAGGUAAUAUAAGGGCCUCUUUACAUGGAGGUGGGGUCUUCAGGCACGUGAGGUAACCUGCUCUAGUGGGGUACAGGUGUACAUAUGUAAAAAAGUAAUCUAAUCAAUUUUUCUACCAUACUAACUCGAAAUCCAUGGGAUAGUUAGUCUUUAAGGUAUUUCCAAUCAACGUAAACAAAUUUCUAAAUUGGACAAAUUGGUUCUUUACUCCACAGUCACCGCGAAGCUCAGGACAUGACUCACCAGAUGUAUCCUGGGAAGAUGGGCCCAUUAGGCUUAAUCCUGUGAAUGAAGAAUCAGCUAAAAAUGAACUCUUUGGUCUUUUGAGACGGUUUUAUGAAUCAGAACUAGGAGCUUUAUCAAUUGGGUUAGCUGUUGGUGGUCUAGCAGUGUUCGUUGCCCUUAGAAUAUAUAAAGCCAGUAAAUUGUGACAGUAAUGACUAGUCAAAGGCUGUGCUUUAGCAGAGCCCGGUGGCCCAUGGCACCUAACUUUUGUUCUCGGGCGACUAGCAAAUCUUUGCUUUUUCAUAGAAAUCAUAUGCUGGGCACACUGGAUUUCACAAGAUCAGAGCACUGGGCUCCCUUUAAUUUUUCUUAGAGCACAGCCUUGUAGACUGUCUGUACAAAUAUUAUGCAAGGCCAGAAAGACAGGGCAAAGUCGAGGUUGUUAUAAAAACCAUACAGUUGAACCCCUCCACAAUGGCCACCAAAAGUCAAUGUAUGGAUUAUUUGUUCACGGGGACAAAAGAAAUGGUCAUUGUAGGGAGGAGUUUACACCAACUUGUGAUAGAUAUAUUUAGGAGAGAGAAAACUUUUUAUUGACAUACAUUACCAUCUCAAGCAGUUCAAAUCAGGUUUGUGUAAGAUUGAGGCUAUAAGUGAAGAAGUGUGUGGAUUAAGUUAGUGAUUCCUCUUCCUACUAGGUUUAACUACUCCCUUUGAUUUUUAAGGUCAUAUACAGACCCUGUUAAUACGGACACUGAGGGGGCCAUAUAAAGUGUCCGUAUUAAGUGGGUUGAAUUAAUUUAGAGAGAAAAAUGAAAGAUUUAUAACACGACAUCUCGGGCCUCAUCACUCCCUUAUCAAGUGAGAUGUGAAUGAUAUUACAAUCGCACAAAUGCAAGAAAAUGGAUAAUCGAGUCAUUAACAGUCUGAAACGUCGUGUUAUAAAUCUUUCAUUUUUCUUCUUGGUUGCUUGUUUUAACAAAACUCUGCUUAUAAAAUUAUAAUAAUAAUAAUAAUAAUUAUUAUUAUUAUCUUUAUUAGAAUGGGGUAUGGUUUUCCAGGAACUGAUCAAUUGGUUGAAGAUUUUAGUCUAGACUAGAGGAACCAGGAAUUGACACUCGAGAAUAAAAAUUGAAACCCACAGAUUAAAUUUUGCCUGCAACAACUUUAAUAGCGAAGAAAGCAUUGACUUUAGUAGUUUCAGGAAACGAGUGACUCUUGGAUAGGGAUGGAGUUUAGAAGUUAGUUUAAGCUAGUAUAGGAUGACAAGGGUUCUAGGGUCCCAGCAGCACAUCCCCACCCAAAAAUUCCUUAUUAUCCAUCAGCUCAUAGGCAGUAACUAGAAGAAAACCCUUUCCUGGCCAUCAUCAUCAUCAGUCCCUUUCAUUUCUGAUGGAACAUAGGUCCUUCACUGAUGCUCACCAUCUGACUCUAUAUUGAGUAGUGAUGUUUACUGUGUACUUCACACCACAUAAGUCCUCUCUUCUCAAAUCCUAGCAUCCUUAUGCAUCUCCAAGUGUGUUGCCCCCCCCC